AUGCCCCAUAUUUAUACUAAAGAAAGAGAAAGAAUGAAAGCGGUGACUCUUGAGGAGGAGAAAAAAGAAUUAUGGCUAAAAAACUAUCGGGAUCUGCUGCGGUUUGCCAUCACAUCCGGUCAUAUUUCUACGGUCAGGAUACUUCUACAAAUAAAUUUCAGUAUCAGCAAACCGUUACAAGACUACGUAAACCAAAGAGGCUUGCUGUUGGCAGUUAAGGGUGGUCAUAUUGCGAUUGUCAAGCUUCUCCUCGAAGCGGGAGUCGACGUUAAUGCCAAAUCUGCAACCGAUCUUUCAACAGCCUUACAGGCGGCAAUUGAGCGUGGCCAUAUGGACAUAGUCAAGCUUCUGCAUGAAGCUGAAGCCGGCAUUAAUGCUGGUCAAGUCGAGACCAGACGAGAGACAAAAACGCAGGCGGAGAUCAUUGAACAGAGAUUUGAAGAAUUCAUAGAGAAAAUGGGGGUAGAGUGA
This is a messenger RNA of Morchella sextelata, 471 nucleotides long. RefSeq lists its product as uncharacterized. The coding region runs from base 1 to 471 and encodes 156 amino acids. Gene Ontology annotation, molecular function: protein binding. The transcript has 3 exons. NCBI's taxonomy places the organism in Eukaryota, Fungi, Ascomycota, Pezizomycetes, Pezizales, Morchellaceae. The record is from RefSeq and is a predicted model, not a curated record.